AUGGAGGUCCCGUCAUUCAUUCGCCCAUCCGUGGCGCGCCAGAUCAAAACCAUUGACAUGCAUACGACUGGAGAGCCUACCAGAAUCGUAUACUCAGGCUACCCAGAUAUCACCGGGACCCUUCUCGAACAACGGGCAACCGCUCGCGCCGAGCACGACCACAUCCGACGCAGCCUCAUCUUUGAGCCACGCGGGCACCAUGACAUGUACGGCGCCGUGCUUCGGCCGUCGACCGAACUCGUCGACACGGGUGCCGCGCACAUGGGUGCCCUCUUCCUGACGCAUGAGGGCUACAGCACCAUGUGCGGCCACGCCACCAUCGCCCUCAGCCGCCUCCUCGUCGACUGCGACGACGCCACCAUCUUCCCCCGCCGCCACGAGCUCCGCUUCGACCAGGGCACCCGCACCGUCGAGCUACGCCUGCACGUGCCUUGCGGCCUCGUCCGGGUCAACGUGCCCGCCAUCCAAACCGGCGACGACACAUCUUCCUUCCGCACCGACACCUCCCGCCCCAUCACCUACCUCAGCGUCCCCAGCUUCGCCACCGCCAUCUCCAUCCCCAUCCCCGUUCCCCCCUCCCUCCGCUGGCCCGAACUUGCCUCUUCCCCAUCCACCACCACCGUCACCGCCUCCGUCGCCUUCGGCGGCGCCUUCUACCUCAUCGUCCCCGCCGCACACCUCGGCUUCCCCGCCGACGCCCUCUCCUCCCCCAACCCCCCCAUCACGGCGCUCCGCCACGCCGCCAUCAACCUCAAAGCCGCCUUCACGCAGUCGGCCGAGCUCUGCGCCGCGCACCUGCGCCACCCGCACUCGCCGGACCUGCAGUUCCUGUACUCGGUCUUCGUCACCGAGGCCGGCCGCGGCGAAGUGCUGGAUGGUUGUGAUGGCGCCGAGACGGGCUUGUGCGUCUUCGCCGACGGCCAGGUCGACCGCAGUCCCACGGGCAGCGGCGUGCAGGCUCGCGUGGCCCUGGCCGUGGCCAAGGGCGAGCGGGGCGUCGGGAAGGAGCGCUGGGUGUACCACAGCCUGCUGUCCAACGCGUUUGCGGGGAAGGGUGGGUUUGUGGGCAGGGCGGUCGAGGAGGUCGAGAUUGGUGGUGACGGGGAGAAGAUUAAGGGUGUCAGGGUCGAGGUUAGCGGAUGGGCGAAUUAUACGGGAGUCAAUACGUUUGUGGUCGAGGAAGGGGAUGAGGUUGGUGCGGGCUUUUCAUUCGAGGCAUUGGGAAGUUGA
Molecule: messenger RNA, 1230 nt
Organism: Lasiodiplodia theobromae
Lineage: Eukaryota; Fungi; Ascomycota; Dothideomycetes; Botryosphaeriales; Botryosphaeriaceae
Product: Proline racemase protein
Exons: 2
Coding region: 1-1230 (409 amino acids)
Molecular function (GO): hydro-lyase activity
Source: RefSeq, a predicted model, not a curated record